AGUAGUAUAUUAUGCUGUCUUUAACUUUAAAAGUGAUAUGUGUUUUCUGACUAAUUCAUAACACAAUCCAUCCUAGUGGAAGAAAUAAAAUUGUGUCCAAAUCAUGGCAGAGUCGGAAAACUUUAAAACUAAAUGGAAGAACAUCACGUCAACUCUGCAAAAGAUUGUAGAAUGUCCAGUGUGUCUGGAUACAAUCCAAAUUCCAUUUAAGACAUGCAGCAGAGGCCAUGGGGUUUGUAACUGCUGCUGCGAGAAGUUAAAUGACUGCCCAACAUGCGAGGGUCCAUUUACAACAGAGAAUCCUGUGUGUUUGAAAAACAUUUUGGAAGCCCUUCCUCGACAGUGCAAGUACAAUGGAGAUGGUUGCGAAGACAUUCUGGAGCCCGGGAGUGACCAUGAAGACUUUUGUGGAUUUAGACCUGUAGAGUGUAGGGAAACCGAUUGCAACACUGUGAUUCCUGCGAUAAAACUGAUGGAUCACUAUGAGAAAGAGCAUUGUGACACACUCUAUAAGUAUGAAGCAAAUUCAUCUUAUCCUUGGACUUGGCGACAGUUUGAUCCUGAGGAAUACGGCAUUUAUCAUAAUCUCAUCUUCGUUUUUGACAAUAUAUUCUGGAUUACUGAAAAUUUAAAUCAGAAAAAUUUCGAACUUACCUUUGAAGCAACUCCAAUUGGGAAGUUUAAAAAAGAAUAUUUUGUAAGAUUCAAGUUUGAAAAGGGUGAGUUUGUAUAUGUGUCUACAUUAAAGGCUUCUAAGGUGAAGUGUUCUGAAAAAGGGGAGAAAAGUAACACAGAUGAUGAAAAUAAUUGCAUGAGGAUUCCACAGAGUGCCUUAUAUAAGCUUACUGAUAAAGGAAAUCUUGCAUGUGAGAUUACGUUUUUUUAAUUCCAAAAGUAAAAUCUCCUUACUAUCAUGAAAUUUGUUCAAAUUGUGUUUGAUUUUAAGUUGUUUAAGUUUUGUGUAUGAAUCUUUGACAUUUCAGGGUCUCCUCCCUAAGCUGGGUACAAUACCAGCCUCUUCAACAAGAUAACACUUGAACAAUCUAUUAUGUUAUGUAUUUUUUAUUAUAUUUUUAAGGUUAGGGUAAAGAUGUUAACCUUCUUUGUGAACAGGUAAUAUGUAUGCUGUCAUUGUGGAGUAUCUAUGGUUCAAUGAGCAAAAAAUGUUUUAACCUCUAAUACCGAAGUGAAAGGUAACUUAUCAUGCAUAUAUUAAUUUGUAAACAGCUAGAUUAUUGAUUAAAUAGUGUGUUAAGUGUUAAACAGCAUAGUUAUAGAAAUAUUACCAUAAAAACCAAAAACCUACAUAUUUUUCAGUAAUACAAACCACCCCCAUCCCAAACAUGACGCCCAAAUGGUGUAAUGUUUUACCAUACAAUACUAUAUUGAACAAUUUUGUGUUUAUCGUUAUCGAUAAUAACUAUCAAGAUAUUUCAUAAAUAAAAAAAAUCAAUGCAUAAAACGGAGUACCUAACUUUUUUAUUAUACAAUACAGGAACUAUAGUGAACAGUUGGAGUCAAAAGUUAGCUUUCUCUUUGGAUUUUGAGGCUUAGGUGUAUUUGCACCAUUCACCAAAUCAAAUCAAAUCAUCCUUUAUUCAUUUUGUAAAAAUAUACAAGAAUAGUGUCAAUUAUUAAGAAUACCAACAUACAAAUUAAGCCGUACAAAAGUCAGCGGAAACCGUCAUUUAGCUUAUAGCAACA
Macrosteles quadrilineatus (aster leafhopper) is the source of this 1704-nucleotide messenger RNA. RefSeq lists its product as uncharacterized. The transcript has 2 exons. Gene Ontology annotation, cellular component: cytoplasm. Bases 104 to 886 code for a protein of 260 amino acids. The record is from RefSeq and is a predicted model, not a curated record. Gene Ontology annotation, molecular function: ubiquitin protein ligase activity; ubiquitin conjugating enzyme binding. Gene Ontology annotation, biological process: proteasome-mediated ubiquitin-dependent protein catabolic process; multicellular organism development. Lineage: Eukaryota; Metazoa; Arthropoda; Insecta; Hemiptera; Cicadellidae.